This is a messenger RNA of Ogataea parapolymorpha DL-1, 492 nucleotides long. RefSeq lists its product as uncharacterized. Gene Ontology annotation, biological process: cellular response to nitrosative stress; nitric oxide catabolic process. Gene Ontology annotation, cellular component: intracellular anatomical structure. The transcript has a single exon. Bases 1 to 492 code for a protein of 163 amino acids. The record is from RefSeq and is a predicted model, not a curated record. Gene Ontology annotation, molecular function: FAD binding; oxygen binding; heme binding. NCBI's taxonomy places the organism in Eukaryota, Fungi, Ascomycota, Pichiomycetes, Pichiales, Pichiaceae.
AUGUCAACAUUGGAUGACCUCAGCCGAAUGGACGAAUCCUUGGAAAGUCUUGGAAGACUACACUCACGAAUUUUGGGAAUCGAGCCAGAAUAUUUCCAAACGAUGGGCGAAGUGCUAAUCAAGACUUUUAGGGACAGAUUUUCUAACGACAUGGCCGAUGGGUUCUCGCUUGAAACAGAAGAGGCCUGGAUUAAACUGUACUGUUUCCUUGCGAACUCCAUUAUUCAAGGAGGAAUCGAUCCCAUUAUCAAUUACGAGGCGGCUAAAGGCGAACAAAGUUCCCUUACCUCCUCUCAAAUCAAGAAGAAGCAGAGUAGCACAAGUUUGGAUUCAUUAUCGGGAUCCACACUGGCAUCCAAUUCCCUCCCAUUGCCCAAGAAAUCUCAGAGCAUUUCCAAACAAUCGUAUUUGAAUGUCACGAAAAGAAAGCUGCACAAACCAGGGAAUCCGAAGACAGGCGCCAAAUCUUCCGCAGAUUGUAUCAUUAUGUGA